CGUCCCACAUACUAGCUUCGAAGUUGAAACUAUGUGUCCGCUACACAAGCUAGAACUUAGGAAUCAAAAGCAGUUAGGUUUUUAGUUUACAGAUAGAAAUGGCAAGACAAGUAGGGGUCAUGGAGACAGAGAACAUCGAAGCUAUAAUUACCAGAAUUGAACAUAAAUCUCGAAAGAUUGAAAGCUUACUUAAACAAUUGAAACCAGUUGAGGCACUUAAAACGGCUCUUGAAGGAUCACCUCCAAAGACUAGAGAUGAAAGAUGCAAGUCCGCAAAUUGGAUUGUGGUUCAUAGAGCAUUGAUGGCUAUAAAAGAUGUAGAUGGAAUGUUUUCUUCUUUGGAUCCUGAGUAUUAUGACAUUCUUAUGAAGUAUCUGUAUAGAGGAUUAUCUACAGGAGACCGUCUCAUAUGCGAUCAAUGCCUCAGGAUCCAUGAAAAGCUUACGGAAAGGGCAGGUUUAGGAUGCAUUCUCCGGUGCCUUGCCGACACUGUAAACACAGUAUGAUACCCACUUUCAUCGACUCUUGCAGACGAAUUUGUAGAUAAUUGAACCCAAAUUUUGUAAGAGCAUCCUCCUUGAUGUAUGUUGUACUAAAAACUUUGCUAAAACCAGCUUGCAACUAUGUACGAUCAGAUGAAUCUACCCUUGAAGCAUGAAAACACAUGAUUACUUGGUAUCUUUUUAUGGAAUAUGCAUCGUUUUCCUCACAAA
Molecule: messenger RNA, 713 nt
Organism: Papaver somniferum (opium poppy)
Lineage: Eukaryota; Viridiplantae; Streptophyta; Magnoliopsida; Ranunculales; Papaveraceae
Product: actin-related protein 2/3 complex subunit 5A-like
Exons: 4
Coding region: 99-506 (135 amino acids)
Biological process (GO): regulation of actin filament polymerization; Arp2/3 complex-mediated actin nucleation
Cellular component (GO): Arp2/3 protein complex; actin cytoskeleton; cytoplasm
Molecular function (GO): actin filament binding
Source: RefSeq, a predicted model, not a curated record